Molecule: messenger RNA, 1643 nt
Organism: Oncorhynchus nerka (sockeye salmon)
Lineage: Eukaryota; Metazoa; Chordata; Actinopteri; Salmoniformes; Salmonidae
Product: fibroblast growth factor 12-like
Exons: 5
Coding region: 780-1538 (252 amino acids)
Biological process (GO): regulation of voltage-gated sodium channel activity
Cellular component (GO): cytoplasm; nucleus
Molecular function (GO): sodium channel regulator activity; growth factor activity
Source: RefSeq, a predicted model, not a curated record
CACAUUGGUUCAUAUUAAUUUGAAAGAAUUUACGUGGAAAUAACGUUGAUUCAACCAGUGUGUGCCCAAUGGGUUUGAAUUAUGUCAGUUUAGGAUACUCAUUACCUGUGAUUAUGAAGGCGACAGAUUUUCGACGGUCCUCCAAUUUGUUGUGACUCUCCGUUUUCCAGAGAACAUUGGGUUUUCGAUUUUGGAUAAUUUUUUACCUGGGGCUCGCGUGUCGAGCCCGUAGUUGAGCGAAAGACAAUGCCGUCCGCGGGCUGCGGGGCUAGUGAGUGAGCAGUGUAUCCGCGCACAUCCAGUACGCUGCUGCCACUGCACUCAGAUAGUUGUGGAAUGUCGAGCACUGGAAAUUUAAGAGGAAUGAAAACGAUGGAUAAUGAAACUAUUUACGGGACAUUUUAUCUGGAUACCUGGGAAUAAUCUGGACUGGAGAUAAAGAGCAAUACCUUGGACACAUCUGCACAAUAUACAUUUAUGAAUUAAUGUAUUUAGAGAUAUAGUAGCCUACCUAUUUGAAAAGACUGCCAGUGCAAUAUUUUAUAUUUAUAUCGAUGUUGUUUCUAUUAUUUGGAUGACAAAUAUGUUUGAGUUCAGCAUUCAGCAAGUUAUCAUUUUAUUCACCUUACCUACAUAUUUGUCAUCAUGGCGCACGUAUGCAACCUCAUGCAUUGGACCAGCCAUAAUCAGCACCCUCAGCAAUAUCUUGACAACAUCUCGCUCAUAGAAGAUUUUGAGACGAUUCAAGUGAUCUACACUCAGGUUAAUCUACCGGGGAGAUGGCGGCGGCGCUCGCCAGCUCCCUGAUACGUCAGAAACGUCAAGCAAGAGAGGGAAACAGCGAAAAGGUCGCCACUUCCAAACGGCGCACCAGUCCCAGCAAAGACCCCCGCUCCUUGUGCGAGAGGCAUAUAUUUACUGUCUUCAGCAAAGUUCGGUUCUGCAGCGGCAAGAAAAGACCAGUCCGCAGGAAACCAGAGCCGCAGCUGAAGGGCAUUGUGACGCGACUGUUCAGCGAGCAGGGCUUCUACCUGCAGAUGAAGCCGAACGGCACCAUAAAUGGGACCAAGGACGAGAACAGCGACUACACUCUGUUUAACCUCAUCCCAGUGGGGCUGCGGGUGGUAGCCAUCCAGGGGGUGAAGGCCGGCCUCUACGCAGCCAUGAAUGGAGAGGGCUUCCUCUACACCUCAGACUUGUUCACAGUAGAGGCGAAAUUCAAGGAGUCUGUGUUUGAGAACUACUACGUCAUCUACUCAUCAACACUGUACCGGCAGCACGAAUCUGGCAGGGCCUGGUACAUGGGCCUCAACAAGGAUGGCGUGGUCAUGAAGGGCAACCGAGUGAAGAAGACAAAGCCCUCUUCACACUUUGUGCCCAGACCCAUCGAAGUUUGCAUGUACAAAGAGCCAUCGCUGCAUGACAUCGAGGAGAAGGGCCGCUCACGGAAAGACUCAGGAACUGAGGCUCCCGCUCUCCUAAACGGAGGAGAAAAAGUGGCGGGCCAGGACUCCACAGGGCAGGACGGUGGCUCAUAGCCUGCACAUCGCCCCAUUGAUUUCUUACACCUUGUUCAACGACAACAACAACGACAAUAAAUGAGAACACAACAAAAUAUAAAAAAUAAACACAUUUUAAAAUCA